Messenger RNA from Scylla paramamosain (green mud crab), 1392 nucleotides. RefSeq lists its product as uncharacterized. The coding region runs from base 1 to 1392 and encodes 463 amino acids. The record is from RefSeq and is a predicted model, not a curated record. NCBI's taxonomy places the organism in Eukaryota, Metazoa, Arthropoda, Malacostraca, Decapoda, Portunidae. The transcript is spliced from 5 exons.
AUGCCUUCUACUCCCAUCAAACUUAAGCCUACCUUGUCCUUGCUGCUGGUGGCCACCAGCAGCAAGGACAAAGCCCAGCUGCUGGCCACCCUUUUCGCCGGAAAGAUGGAGGUGGACGACCCUGAAAGGUCACCGCCUCUUCUGGAGCAGCAGUGCAGAGAGACUGUAACGAAGGAGGAGAUGAUGCAGGGGCUUGUCGAGCGUCUGCUGCAGGGGCUCGAUGUACAAAAAGCUACCGGUCCCGACAACAUCAGCCCGCACGUUCUGAAACAAUGUGCCCGCGAGCUGGCUGUACCCCUCACCACAGUCUUCUCUGCCUGCUUAUGGGAAAAUACCUGGCCCUUAGUGUGGAAAGAGGUCCGGGUAGUUCCCGUACAGAAGAGGAGCUCCAGAUCUGACCCCAAAAAUUAUCGACCCAUCUCCCUGCUCUCUGUGGUGGGGAAAGUGUUCGAGAGAAUGGUGGCAGAUGUGGUGUGUCGCCACCUCCAGGACAAUUACCUCCUCUCGGACCAACAGUUUGGGUUCAGCCCUGGGCGGUCCACCUUCGAUCUCCUCAUGCUCCUCACCGGGGACUGGCAGGACGCCCUUGACGGCGGCCUCGACUCUGUUGUGGUGGCCCUGGAUAUAGCAGGAGCCUUCGACAGGGUCUGGCAUGGGGGCCUUCUGGAAAAGCUGAGGGCAAAGGGGAUCCAGGGUGACCUCCUUCAGCUCCUUGGCGACUACCUCCAAGGAAGGACCCUCCAGGUCGUUGUCAAUGGUGUGCGUGCUGCUGAAGAGAUCAAUCAGCAGCUUGGGGUGAUACAGGAGUGGGGGGCACGCUGGCAGGUGACCUUUGCUCCGGAGAAGACCCAGGUAAUGGUAGUUUCUCGAUCCCCCGCUGCCGAGCUAGCAGUGGAGGGAGGGCUAAGCUUUGGUGGCCUUCCUCUCAAACUCCACGAGUCCGUCAAGAUUCUAGGGGUGGAGGUGGAUCGAGGGCUGCGCAAGCUCGACGGCAUCCAGCGACGGGCGCUGCGACUGGUGGAAGCAGCAGGUGCCCCAGCCCACCCUGAGGCUCCCGUCAACACGCUAGAACACCGCAAGGACGUGGCGGCUCUUGUGGUGUUCCAGAAGGCACAGGUGCAGGGUGUGCCACAUCUGGCGGGACUACGGCUCUCCACCAGAUUAUGGAUGGAUACCUUUGUCUCUACACAAUGUAAAGAUAACCUGCAGUUCCUGCUGAAAGCAUCAGCUUCCUGGGACCCGGACUGGCACGACUACCUGUUGACAGUGUUGAUUGUUAGGGUCACCCUGGUGUUCGUGGGCGUGGGUGAGGACUGUACCUAUGGCUCCCCCGGCUCCGGCAGCAUGGAGCGGGCCUUCCAGACCCACACCCUGUACCACCUCCACGGAUGA